This is a messenger RNA of Pollicipes pollicipes, 1797 nucleotides long. RefSeq lists its product as uncharacterized. The transcript has 7 exons. Bases 14 to 1165 code for a protein of 383 amino acids. The record is from RefSeq and is a predicted model, not a curated record. Lineage: Eukaryota; Metazoa; Arthropoda; Thecostraca; Pollicipedomorpha; Pollicipedidae.
CGGACUUCACGACAUGGUCAUCGACAUACUCAGGCAUCGACGAAAGUCAAAGCUGACAAGAGUCUCUGACAUUUGGACAGCCGGAAAAGCAGACGACAUGCAUGAUUCAGGAGCGGAAUCGGUCACGUACGGGGCGGGGAGGCCAGGCGGCUGCCUCGCGCUGCGGCGCCGCCACGGCUGGGGUGUCGCCCCUGCGCCCUGCAGCGCCCGCUACAGGUUCAUCUGUCAGAGAGCGGUGCGCGUUUGCGGCAGUCCGGCCCAGCAGGCAGGGCUCUCUUACGCCCAGGCCCAGCCGAGAGUGGAGGGCGAAGUCAUUAACGUGACCUGCGACGACCCGGCGCGGACCUCUGGCCACAUCCGGUGCAGUGCCCACAAGUGGACUCGGCCGCAUUUCUGCGACGUCCAGCUGGAAACAACGCCUGUGACGAUGCUGGAGAGUCUUCCUGACAGCCCAAUGCCGAAAAACAAACACUACCUGGGCGCCAUCAUUGGCGGCGUUGUGGGCGGCGCUGUCGUGCUGGCCGUGCUAGCCGUCUUGCUGGUCUGCAACGCCAGGAGGCGAGACGACAAGCUCGCCUCGGAGCCGUACAACUUCAUGGAGUUCUGGGGACUCAACCACAACCCCAUCUACAAGUCCGAUGAGGAGGAGCAUGUGUACAGUGAGGUUGGCGGAGGGGAGGCUAUCUACGAGGAGCCCAGCUUCUCAGCGAGCUACCGAAAGCCUCUGCCGGUGGAGCCGCCACCGCUGCCCGGCUCUCACCCGAGCGUCAGCACGAUGGAGACCGACGUGACCGUCUCGCUGGCCCAGGACGAGUCCGACUAUGAGGUCUUCUCAACUUUGGACGCGUCCAAGCCCAUCGCCAAGGACUUGUCUGCCACGAAUUCAACCGCGCGCGAUAGUCGGGCGCCGUCCGUGUGCGGUGAUGCGACGCACGACGAGGAUGAGUAUUCAGUGCCGCUCGUGGCUGGCCGGCUGCCAGCCGGCCACACGGAAAACUCCAGCCUCGAGAGGCUGCCGAUAGAUGUCGGGGUUGUCGCGGCGCCCCAUAAGGGCGAGCCGACGCCGCUCGGGUCGGAGGCCAGGCGAGUGCCCGUACACGCUGCCGUACGACCCCAAAGCGGACGAGGUAGCGGACGACGCAGAGGCGCGCAGGAGCAUCCCUGACGUGGCCGUGACGGCGAUGAUGCGGGAGGAGCUGGACACCGACUCCUGACCGUGCCGGAGCCCUUGUUACGCGCGGUCAACGGUGUUUUGAAGCCCAUGACUGCGCCUCUUGAAUGUGUACGGUGCGUGGCGUGCUGAAUUCGUGCUCUCGAGCUUUGCGACCCGCGCGUCGUGAUGAGUGUCCUAACAACUGAGGAAUGCUCCGCUGCGAGGUUGCUAGUGAUGCCGGUGUGCGCUCCAUGCAGAGUGACUUGUGAUCAGCGUUUGUGGUCUUUGGUUGGCUUCCUAGUUAGGUGUGACGCUCCUGCAACACCUGACGGGUGUGCUUCCAGCCAAGGCUCUAACUGUUCGCUGCACGGAUGUGUUUCGCUUUUUGCUCAUGAGCGCAUACUGAGCUCAGCGCGUUGAUGAAGGCGCCGCGCCAUUUUGUUUUCACGGGUUGCAUCUGGCUGGAUGCUCCCUUAGAAAUGACGUCAAUGUAUCGACGGAAACGAAGCAGGGAAUGCGAAAGCCUUCACUGCAGUGAGCUGUGAUAAUAUGUCGCAAUGGAAUAUACUCCUCAGGUCGUGAAGGCCACCUAGAGUACAUCCGUCAACAGUCAUGAGCAAGUCGUUGUAUGCGGUUAAUAUAUG